UAUAAUAUAUAUAAUUAUAUAGAUCUAUAUAUAUAUAUACUAUAGUUAAUAUAGUAAAAUACUUAUUAAUUUUAAAAUGUCAGUAAAUAGAUCUAGAUCCUCUCACUCUCUGUAUAACAAUGCUAUUUUCGGGACUCCAACUGAACCAUUAUUCAACAAUGAAGAAAAUGGUAUAUGUCCAGAAAUUCUUCAAGACUGGCUUGAUAACAUGGCGUUAAUGAAUGCAAGAGAUAUUGAAACUGCAACAGUAACACAGAAUAUUUUCUCCCAUGGUAGCUGGUCAGAGUGUGUGUUUCUGAUGUGUGACAGGUUUGAGCUCCCUUGUCAAGCUAAAUAUGCAGCACUGGAAAUAUUUGACAGAUUUAUGUUGAAACAUUUACAAGAUUUGUAUAGCCAUGUACAAAACACCAAAAGCGUCAGAAAGAAGAGUGACUGGGAGUGCAUUUUGGAGAGAGUAAAAAACCAAGCUUUUCUCCGCAUCCUGUCUUGUUGUCAAAUAGCUAGCAAACUCAACUCACACUAUAAGGUGAUCACAGUGAAAAAAGCUAAGCGUUGCCUCCAAGAUGCUGGGUACAGUUAUUCCUGCGAAAGUAUUCUACAAUCUGAAAUGAGAGUUCUCAAAACAUUGUACUACACUAUUCCAAAGACCAGUUGCUUAGACUAUAUUGAAAUUCUGUUAGAAUUGUUAGGCCAGAAUUUGGGAAAAGAUACAUUAGACCUCAAAGUUUACCAUGAUACAGCCAUUAAGAUUUUAACUUUUGUCUGCUUACAUAGACACAGCAUUUAUGAUAGGCUGUAUGUUAUAACUGCUGCCAUUGGGGCAGCAGCACUGGCCUCUUCCCAGGAACAAAGAUUGAAACUGGCUGAAGUUAAAAUGGACAAAAUGUUGCUGUCUGCAACUGUUGUGGUUGCUGCUGUUCAUUUAAAUGAUGACAGACUUACUGAAGAGGUUAUGAUUCAACUCAACAAAAUCAAUGGGGUUCCUAUUCAAGAUUUGCAGGACUUCAUGAAAGUCAUCCUGGAAAUGAUACAGCUGAAGAUUACUUCCUUCAAAAAAUGGAACACUAAGAUGUAAUGUGUUUCUUAGGAAUAGUAAAUUGUAAUGAUAAUAGAACUAGGUGAUAGGCAUUAUUUUACUUGAAGUCAAUGACAACCAUAUGAUAAGCUCUAGAAAAUUUACCACAUGAUAAGCAUUGGAAAAUUUACUUUAAUUCAAUGACUUAUCACCUAACAUUAUAACCUUUUUCAAAGGCUUUCUAUAAAAGAUUGCAUCUUUUGAAGGAAUUAUUUUGUUUAGUUCAAUGAAGAUGUUUUAUCAAGAGUUUUUAGCAUCCAAUUAAAAAAAAAAGAGUAUUGAUAUCUACUUGUUAAUCAAUCUUUCAGCUUUUUUAAAAUUGCUUUUAUGUAGAAUAUUUGUCAUGCUUAUAACAUGCUUAAAGAAUAAACACAAAAUUAUAUUGUUUUUUUUUGUUAGAAAAAAUAAAUAGUAUGUUACUUUUUUUCCUUUUUAAAUGGUGUUGCUUUUGUGUAGAUAUCUUUUAUGCUUAUAACAUGUUCAAAGAAAAAAACAACAAAUUAUGGUGGUUGUUUUUUGUUAGAUAUCCAUAAUUAGCAUGUUAUUUCUUUUCAUUUUGUAUGGUAGGUUAAAAAAACAAAGCAAGUGAAAGCUAAUUAGCAAAUAACAAAAACUUUAAUCUCCAACUUCUAAUUUGAUUUUCAAAACAUCUUUGUCAUGUUUAGUAUUAAUCAUUGAUCAUAAUUGUGUUUCAUUUAGCUGAGUUUUUUUUUUAACAUCAGCAUUUUCCUAUUACUAUUGUUUUGACAGAAAACUAAAAAUGAUUUGGUUCUAUUUUGACACAAAUUUUACUGUCUAGAAUUAGGUUUAUUCCCUAUUUUUAAGCCUUUGAUAAACUUAGAUCAAUCACUGUCUUUACAUUUAAUAUUGACUCUGUUUGAUUACCUUUACUCUAAUUACUUUUAAUAACACCUAUAACCCAAGAUAACCAUUAUUCAUGAACCUGUGAUAACCUAAAAUCACAAACUAGUGAUUAAGGUAUUUUAUUUACAUUGUAUUAUCUUACAAUACUGCUAUACAUAUAUUUCACAUCACUAGUAUUUUACUAUGAUGGUUAUCUAUAGUCUGUUGGUUUUCUCUAAUACAAAUAAGCAUAUGAUGUGAUAGUUUCUGUAUGAUAGUAAUAAUUAUUACUCUAGAUGUGUAUGUGUACUGGUAUAUUUAGCUUUUCAGUUUACAUGGUAAAAAAAAAUGUUGUGCAUUAAACAAUUUCUUUCAAAAUAAAGACAGCAAU
Biomphalaria glabrata is the source of this 2309-nucleotide messenger RNA. Its product is annotated as cyclin N-terminal domain-containing protein 1-like. Bases 77 to 1075 code for a protein of 332 amino acids. Gene Ontology annotation, cellular component: site of double-strand break. Gene Ontology annotation, biological process: reciprocal meiotic recombination. The record is from RefSeq and is a predicted model, not a curated record. The transcript has 7 exons. NCBI's taxonomy places the organism in Eukaryota, Metazoa, Mollusca, Gastropoda, Planorbidae.